AUUUACGAAUCAAUCCCUGCCGGUCGCCUGCCCUGCUGCCCAUUAAUAAGCUUUUCCCGCCAGGAUGGCCUCCGGUUCAGGAAGGGCCCGAGGCGGCGGCAUCCGAAUCCAAGAACCGGGUAGUAGGCACCGCGAUGAGUCCAACGCCGGCGCCGCCGCCGCAGCUGCAGAGCCGCCGCCACCCUCUCCGUCCACCGACGGUCUCCAAGAACGGCCCCAUGGGCCAUUGGGAGCCGAGAGCGGGAGCCCCUCUGCGGCCGCCGCCGCACUGAAGGGGAAGGGGGUCUUGGCUCCAUCCCCACUGCCUUCCCCGACCCGCUCCGAGGAAACCAACUCCCUGGUAUCAUCCGACAUCGUCUCCGACGAGGAAGCCGAAGAGUUGAGGUCCGCCAACACGCUCGCGGACGGUGACAGGAGGUUUGGAGUGUCUUGGAAGAGCCCGUUGGUGGAGGCGAUGAUGGAGGUGCCGAAGGUGACGAGGCAUAUCGAUUCGAAGACGGCGUUCGACAACUUGUCGAUGGAGCAGCAAUGGGCCCUGGCGGAGGAGAUAGAAAUGCAACAGCGGCAGCAGGCGCAGCAGAGGAAAUGUCUCUGGAUCACAUUCAAAGGUGGCAUGUCAAACAUGUUUUUGGACUGGAUAGGAAGGCAAAUGCACAACUUCAAUUCAGAUUCUACAGUAAUCAUACCCCAUGUGAAUCACCAGACAAUCCCUAUGACCGGGAUCAUUGAGCAUUACAACCUCAUGGAAACGGAUGCUGGACGAGGAGUAAUAUUUCAUUCAAAUGUACUGAACCUUCGUCGUGCCUAUUCUGAAUUUAGGCCAGUGCAUGGAGAUGGAGACUGUUUCUACAGGAGCUUCAUGUUUUCCUACCUCGAGCAAGUUCUUGAUAGGCAGGAUACACACGAGGAACACCGUCUUCUUGCUGCUGUUGAAGGAGUGGCUAGGCAUCAUGCGCACCUUGAGUGGAACUCCGAAUUUUCCCUGAGACACAAAGCAUUUAAGACGUUGAUAAAGAAAGUAAUGAGAUGGAAAAGACACAACAGAUGGAAGAAUGUACUGACGACCGAUAGCUACAGCAAACAGAAACUUCUCAAGUUCUUCAGCGGUUGUGGCAGGCCAGACAACAUUUUUGCUUUCCUCAGAUUGGUAGCAGCUAUCUGGAUAUAUUCGCACAGUGAAGAGUUUGAACCACUUAUACCCGAGCUCGAUGAAUAUGACACUCUCAGAGAAUGGUGCUCUCAGGAAGUAAUCAGGCAUAAGGUUUUCACAGAUCAUGUCCAGAUGACAGCAUUGGUCACCGCUCUUGGGGUGCCGCUGCGAGUGGAGUACCUCUUACAAGUAGGAGAUGGUCAAGACCUCUACGAUCGUCAGGAGGAUUCGCAAGACUAUACGCCAACAAGUACAUGUUGGUCUAGUCAUCGUCGUCAACUACCCCAUGUUCAUGUAGUCCCCCGUGUGACCGUGCUCUACACAAACGCUCACUAUGACAUCAUCUAUCCCCACCGUCGCGAUGGUCCUCCUGUUCCUUCUAUUGAUGAGAGAUGUUGUCAGCAGACUGCACUGGUACAGCGCCCAACUACUGAGAGUUCAGGUCAACAAAUUGCCCAGAGAGAUAGCUGCAGUGGUACUGGUGAGAGUUCAAGCCAACAUAUUGCUCAGGUGGAGAUCUCCACUGAUGAGAAUUCAGAUCAACAUGCAGAGCUAAAGUUGACUUCUACUGAUGCCCAUGAGUAUGAUGAUCAUUGCUGAGUGAAGCUAUAGGUAGAGAAUUAGGGCAUUAGGCACACACUGAUGACUGAGAUAGCUGAUAUUCUGGACUUUUUGUUACAUUGGUACAAACUGCUGGUGCCAACUGGAGAUCAGUAGCUACUCCUCCCUUAUAUGAAAACUCUGCAAAGGAUGAGAAUCA
Molecule: messenger RNA, 1910 nt
Organism: Zea mays
Lineage: Eukaryota; Viridiplantae; Streptophyta; Magnoliopsida; Poales; Poaceae
Exons: 9
Coding region: 65-1750 (561 amino acids)
Biological process (GO): protein K48-linked deubiquitination
Cellular component (GO): nucleus
Molecular function (GO): ubiquitin binding; cysteine-type deubiquitinase activity
Source: RefSeq, a predicted model, not a curated record